This is a messenger RNA of Phyllostomus hastatus (greater spear-nosed bat), 6828 nucleotides long. RefSeq names its product mitogen-activated protein kinase kinase kinase 1 (gene MAP3K1). Bases 19 to 4365 code for a protein of 1448 amino acids. The record is from RefSeq and is a predicted model, not a curated record. The transcript is spliced from 20 exons. Gene Ontology annotation, cellular component: cytoplasm. NCBI's taxonomy places the organism in Eukaryota, Metazoa, Chordata, Mammalia, Chiroptera, Phyllostomidae. Gene Ontology annotation, biological process: protein phosphorylation. Gene Ontology annotation, molecular function: protein serine/threonine kinase activity; ATP binding; zinc ion binding.
ACGCGGCCGCGACAGAAAAUGGCGGCGGCGGCGGGGAGUCGCGCGUCGUCGUCGGGACUCGCGGGCGCAGAGACGAGCGGAGGGUCCCUGCAGUCGGGCGGGGGCCGCGAGCGGGCGGACUGGCGGCGGCGGCAGCUGCGCAAAGUGCGGAGCGUGGAGCUGGACCCGCCGCCCGCGCCGCCGUCCGCGUCCCGGUCCCCGUCCCCGUCGCCCGAGCCCGCGGGCGGCAGCGCCGCGCAGCCGGUGCUGGAACCGCCGCCCCCCGGAGCCGCGAGCCGCGCCGGCGCCCACGCCCCCGAGCCGGGGGACCGCGGCGACCCGAGCCGUGCAGGGACGGAGCCCGCGGAGCCGCCUCCUGCAGCCGCCGGCCUCGAGAUGGAGAGCAGGGAGACGCUGCGGGGCCUGCCCCGGAUGGACGACCGGCCCGAGGAGCGGCUGAUCCGCGAGAAGCUCAAGGCUACCUGCAUGCCCGCCUGGCGGCACGAGUGGCUGGAGAGGAGGGGCCGCCGGGGCCCAGUGGUGGUGAAGCCCGUCCCUGUCAAGGGAGACGGCCCCGAGGUCGGCGCCUGCGCGGCCGAGUCACAAGGAGAGGGUCCGACCAGCCCCGCAUCCCCGGCUCCCAAAGGCCGCCGCAGCCCGUCCCCCGGCGGCUCGCCCUCAGGGCGCGCGGCGAAGCCGGAGUCCCCAGGCGUGCGGAGGAAGAGGGCCUCCCCGGUGCCGUUCCAGAGUGGGAGGACCACGCCCCCGCGGAGAGCCCCUUCCCCGGACGGCUUCUCCCCGUACAGCCCCGAGGAGACCAGCCGCCGGGUCAACAAGGUGAUGCGGGCCCGGCUCUACCUGCUGCAGCAGAUCGGGCCCAACUCCUUCCUGGUGGGCGGGGACAGCCCCGACAACAAGUACCGGGUGUUCAUCGGGCCGCAGAACUGCAGCUGCGGGCGCGGGGCCUUCUGCAUCCACCUGCUCUUCGUGAUGCUCCGGGUGUUCCAGCUGGAGCCCUCGGACCCCCUGCUGUGGAGGAAGACCCUGAAGAACUUUGAGGUGGAGAGCCUGUUCCAGAAGUACCACAGCCGGCGCAGCUCGCGCAUCAAAGCCCCGUCCCGCAGCACCAUCCAGAAGUUCGUGUCCCGCAUGUCGCACUCGCACCCGGCGUCCUCCCCGAGCACGUCCGCGUCGAGCUCGGAGAACAGCGGGAGGGACGAGGAGGAGCAGCUGUGCCCGAUCUGCCUGCUGGGCAUGCUGGACGAGGAGAGCCUGACCGUGUGCGAGGACGGCUGCCGGAACAAGCUGCACCACCACUGCAUGUCCAUCUGGGCGGAGGAGUGCAGGAGGAACCGGGAGCCUCUGAUCUGCCCGCUCUGCAGGUCCAAGUGGAGGUCCCACGACUUCUACAGUCACGAGCUGUCCAGCCCUGCAGACGCCCCGUCCUCCCUGCGGGCCGCUCAGCCGCCCAGCGCCCAGCCGCCGCGCCGGACUCCAGAGAGCGGCUUCCACCUGACCCACUUUGGGGCCCAGCAGGUCCCUCCGGCGCACAAGGACCUGGCCGAGCCCUGGGUCCAGGUGUUCGGGACGGAACUCGUCGGCUGCCUGUUCUCCAGGAACUGGAGCAUCCGGGAGAUGGCCCUCCGGCGCCUCUCCCACGACGUCAGCGGGGCGCUGCUGCUGGCCCACGGGGAGAGUGCCGGUCACUCCGGGGGCGGGGGCAGCCCCAGUGCCGGGGCCGCCCCGGGGCCCCCCGCGCCCAGUGCCCCAGCGGACGUGGUGGGGGCCUGCUGCAGCGUCCUGUCCAUGGUGUGUGCGGACCCCGUGUACAAAGUGUACGUUGCGGCUUUAAAAACGCUUCGGGCCAUGCUGGUGUACACGCCAUGCCACAGCCUGGCGGAGCGGCUCCGGCUGCAGCGGCUCCUGCGGCCCGUGGUGGACACCAUCCUGGUCAAGUGCGCAGAUUCCAACAGCCGCACCAGCCAGCUGUCCAUCUCGACGCUGCUGGAGCUCUGCAAGGGCCAAGCAGGGGAGUUGGCGGUUGGCAGAGAAAUACUCAAAGCUGGGUCCAUUGGCGUCGGCGGUGUUGACUUUGUCGUGAGUUGUAUUCUUGGGAACCAAACGGAACUAAACAGCUGGCAAGAGCUCCUGGGCCGCCUCUGCCUGAUCGACAGACUGCUGCUGGAGUUUCCUGCUGAGUUCUACCCCCACAUCGUUAGCUCUGACGCUUCCCAAGCUGAGCCUGUUGAAGUCAGGUACAAGAAGCUGCUGUCGCUCCUGAGCUUCGCGCUGCAGUCCAUCGACAACCCCCACGCCAUGGUGGGCAAGCUCUCCCGGAGGGUCUACCUGAGCUCUGCGCGGAUGGUCGCCGCCGUGCCCCGGGUGUUCUCCAGGCUGCUGGAGAUGCUGAGUGCGUCCAGCUCCGCCCACUUCGCCAGGAUGCGCCGCCGGCUGAUGGCCAUCGCGGAGGAGGUGGACAUUGCCGAGGCCCUGCAGCUGGGCAGCGAGGAUGCUUUGGACAGUCGGCAGGGCGGCCUCCUGCGGGUGUCGGGCCGUGACAGCCCCCCGGGAGCCGUGGAGCACAGCCCCGCCGAGCGCACGGACCCCACGGGGAGAACUGGGAGGGGCCUGCGGGCUUCGAGGCUGAGCGCCAGCUCCGAGGACGUUUCCGACAGGCUGGCCGGCCUUUCCGUGGGGCUUUCGGGCUCGGCCACGACAGAGCAGCCAAAGCCCGCCAUGCAGACCAAGGGCAGACCCCUCAGCCAGUGUCUAAGCUCGUCCCCCCUCUCCCUCCACUCCCCCUUCGCCCCCCCAGCCCUGUCAGCCCCGUCCUCCUCCGCCCCAGCUGUGCCCGACGGCUCCAGGCCCAGACCUCAGGGGUUCGCUCCCUGCAAAGCUCCUUCUGCAUCCCCCCAGACGCAGCGCAAGUUUUCCCUGCAGCUCCAGAGAAACUGCUCUGAAGACAGAGACUCAGACAAGCUCUCCCCAGUCUUCACUCAGUGCGGGCCCCCACCCUCCAGCUCCAUCCACAGGCCAAAGCCAUCUCGGCCGCCCCCCGGCAGUUCUGGGAAACAGGGCGAUGCCGCCCAGCACAGCCUGGCCCUCGAUCUGGACGGCCCGUGCGGGGGUGACGGCAGCUUCGGCAGUGGCAGUCACGCCGUCAUCCCCAGCGACCAGACAGUGUUCACCCCUGUGGAGGACAAGGGCAGGCUGGAUGUCAACGCGGAGCUCAACUCCAGCAUCGAGGACCUCCUGGAGGCGUCCAUGCCCUCGAGUGACACCACAGUCACUUUCAAGUCGGAGGUGGCCGUCCUCUCCCCUGAAAAGGACGAGAGCGACAACACCUACAAAGACGACAUGACCCACAACCAGAAGUGCAAGGAGAAGCUGGAGGCUGAGGAGGAGGAGGCCUUGGCCAUGGCCAUGGCCAUGUCGGCGUCGCAGGACGCGCUCCCCACCGUGCCGCAGCUGCAGGUGGGGGGCGGGGAGGACGUCAUCAUCAUCCAGCAGGACACGCCAGAGACCCUGCCGGGGCACACCACGGCGAAGCUGCCCUACCGGGAAGACGUGGAGUGGUUGAAGGGCCAGCAGAUAGGCCUGGGGGCCUUUUCGUCUUGCUACCAGGCCCAGGACGUGGGGACCGGCACCCUGAUGGCUGUGAAACAGGUGACGUACGUCAGAAACACAUCGUCAGAGCAGGAGGAGGUGGUGGAGGCGCUGAGGGAAGAGAUACGGAUGAUGAGCCACCUGAGCCACCCCAACGUCAUCAGGAUGCUGGGGGCGACGUGCGAGAAGAGCAACUACAACCUCUUCAUCGAGUGGAUGGCAGGGGGGUCUGUGGCUCAUUUGCUCAGUAAAUACGGAGCCUUCAAGGAGUCAGUAGUGAUUAACUACACUGAACAGUUACUCCGUGGCCUCUCGUAUCUCCACGAAAACCAGAUCAUUCACAGAGAUGUUAAAGGUGCCAACUUGCUGAUCGACAGCACGGGUCAGAGGCUGAGGAUCGCCGAUUUCGGGGCUGCGGCCAGGCUGGCGUCGAAGGGGACUGGCGCGGGGGAGUUCCAGGGGCAGCUGCUGGGGACCAUUGCCUUCAUGGCACCAGAGGUGCUGCGAGGCCAGCAGUACGGGCGGAGCUGCGACGUGUGGAGCGUGGGCUGCGCCAUCAUCGAGAUGGCCUGCGCCAAGCCCCCGUGGAACGCGGAGAAGCACUCCAACCACCUGGCGCUGAUCUUCAAGAUCGCGAGCGCGACCACGGCGCCCUCCAUCCCGCCCCACCUGUCUCCCGGGCUGCGGGACGUGGCUCUGCGCUGUCUAGAGCUCCAGCCUCAGGACAGACCUCCGUCGAGGGAGCUGCUGAAGCACCCGGUCUUCCGCACGGCCUGGUAGCCGGCCGAGAGCUGCGAUGGAGUCGGGACGCUCGACGAGACAACCUCCGUGGGCAGCCACGCGGGCAGCCACGUGGGCAGCCUGCUGGCCUCGCGGCCGCUGAACUGCUGCGAGCGGCCUGGCGGGGUGCCCGUACCUAAGCACGUGAUCGACAAAUCAUGGUCUGCGCCUGCGCUCCGCCCGCAGCGCCCACACCCUGCGCCUGCGCAGGACCGCGAACUGUGCCUUUCCGGGAGAACCGGCCCCGGGCGGACGGGAGCGCGCGGCCGUGCGCGUGCCUGGUGGACGCCGUCGUCCCGCCACGUGUCGGAGCGCUUUCCCGCAGCGCUGGCCGAGGGGGGUCUCGGGGUCCGUCCUCCGGUUUCCGUUUCUCUCCCGUGCCCCGCGGUGCCGCCGCGGGGUUCUGACGCCCGCUCCGUUCCCGUUCCCGUCCCCGGCGAAACCAAUCGGUGUCUGCCUCUCUUAGGUCAGCAUAUGCUGUGAGUAGCCGUGAAAAGCCACAUUUUUUAAAGUUGUAACUUCUUCAUGAGCCACAGUUGACCUUUAUUUUUUUUUAAAGCCUGGGUAGUUGUGGUUCUUGUGCAUUUUACUGUUGGCCCAGUUAUUUCACUUUUGGAAGUUAUGGUUCUGUAUUUUCACUUCACCUUCAUUUUUGUUUAAUAUUCAGGGAAAGGUGAUCUUUUCAAGCCAGAAAAAAAUAGAACUAGGUGUGAACUAGCAUUUACUGAAUAUCUUGCUGUGGCAAGAGUUUUUUAAUACGGAAUUUCAUUUGCUUUUAAAAUUGGGAUUUCCACUACCUUCAUUUGAGUCCGUCACUGCUCUCCUCAUGCAGGUUACAUGUAAGUGAAAAGCGACUGUUCUCUCGAUGCAGCUCACAGCCGAGAUCAAGGUCACCGUGAAGCCUGGGGGUGUCUGGGGUGCGCUGGUCUGGCUUGUAGGCCGCGCCCCAGCAGUUAGUCUCCCCGGGUCCCAGCCCGUGGGCGCCGGGGGGCACGGGGCGGGGGGUCGUGGGGCUGCUGCUCUCCUUCUGGCCGGGAGGCCGCCGAUAGGUCACGACAGAAAACGAACCUCACUGCUCAGCCACCAGCGGGUAGUGAUGUUUUCAAACGAAGGGUUUGCUUUGAACUCGGAAAACGUGUGCAUAAAGAAAAGUGAAAUUGAAUCUCAUUUACAUGCCGAUUCACUGGAUUUUAGACGGACACCUGACGGUUCCCGUGCUGCUGAGUUCGGACACGUGGAAUCCGGAAGGAAAAUGGCAGCUCUUGUGUCCUUUCCUGUUGGGGUUUUUUUGUGUGUGUGACUCUUUAAAUCAAGUACUGAUUAAGUAUUUAAUACACCUUUUUGAGAUGUUAAGUUUUAACUCUUCAGAAGCCAGUUGCGUCGUGGCAGGAUGAAACAGAAUUGGUUGUUCUCAAAGACUCAGGAUAAACUAAAUAAGCUACAUAGAGUGCAUGUACAAUGCACGACACAAAUUGGAAGUAAAACAAGUUACCAGAUGAGUUUACAGGGAUGCGUUGCAUAUGAUUUUUAAAAGGCAGUUUUUAAAUGUGAAUGUGUUUCUUAGUGAAAUUUUACAUUCCUUGGUUUUGGAAGAUUGGCAAUAUUUGAAGAGUUAAAAAUUGUGCUGAAAUGUGAAGUUUGGUAGGUCUAAACGUGUUGUACUUGACUUUAUAAUUUUCUCUCCUCUUUUGGGCUGCUUAGAAUUUUCACGGCUCUAAUUACGAUCGUUUCCAAGUCUCUCCUGUGCAGGCUUCCCGGAUACAUUCUUGCCAUUGUACGUCCUGGAGGGUCUCCGGGCAGGUGGGCCCUGGGGAGGGGGAGGGGGAGGCGCAGAGCUCGCCGACGGAGCAAGCUCGGCCGUCAGUGUUCGCUGCAGGGCUCCGUGCCCUCCGCCAUCCAGACCGGGCACUGGGGGUCGGUGUCCGGGGCUGCGGUCGGUUUGCGGUUCCCUCAGCUGGCUGGUAAUGGUGGCGUUUGUUUGUUCGUUCGUUCGUUCGUUUUAUUUUCAAUGCAAGUGUGAUGUAAUAUUCUUAUUUUCUUUGGAUCAAAGCUGGACUGAAAAUUAUAUUGUGUAAUUAUUUUUGCGUUCUUAAUGUUAUUUGGUACUCGAGUUGUAAAUCACGUCUACUGCUGUGUGUCCCAGUCUCUGCUACCUCAGGUGUACCUAUAGAGUUCUCUUCUACCAAAGCUCACUCUCUCACUGAACCCUAUUUGCCGUGUGACUAUGAUUCCUAAGACUUCCAGGGCUUAAGGGCUGACUUCUACUAGCACCUUACUAUGUAAGCAAAUGUUACAAAAAAAAAAAUCUCUGGGUUAAGAAAAUUUGGCUUAAGUGUAUCCUUUGUUAUUUUAAAUAUAUCAAGAUAUUUUAAUUAAAAUUUUUACCCCAUUGAACGAAUUUUAUAGUAUUUGUACCUAUUUUGGUGUUUUGUCUUUAUAGUAAAUAAAAGUUUUUGAACAAAG